This is a messenger RNA of Filobasidium floriforme, 3245 nucleotides long. Its product is annotated as Serine/threonine-protein kinase ATG1. The record is from RefSeq and is a predicted model, not a curated record. Gene Ontology annotation, molecular function: ATP binding; protein serine/threonine kinase activity. Gene Ontology annotation, cellular component: autophagosome; cytoplasm. Bases 197 to 3157 code for a protein of 986 amino acids. The transcript is spliced from 9 exons. Gene Ontology annotation, biological process: autophagy; peptidyl-serine phosphorylation; autophagosome organization. NCBI's taxonomy places the organism in Eukaryota, Fungi, Basidiomycota, Tremellomycetes, Filobasidiales, Filobasidiaceae.
AGCUAGCUAUCACACGAUCAAUCGACGAUUCUUGCCUCUUCCCGUAUACGGACCUCUGUGGACCUUUAGUCCCAGCAUCUCACACGGCUUGAGGCUCGACAGAGUCUUAUCUAGAGUUGAUCUCGUCUAUCCUCCAAGGUCUUCAGAUCUCAACCCUCGAUCUUGAUCCGGGACCGAACUCGGGUGUACAAUCAGCAUGCAAUCCGAUCGACCCAAACCCACAAGAGACAGAGAUCCUCGGCGGAGAGAACAUGUCACCUCCACCGCCGCAACUGACAUCGCUACGGGGGACGUUGAAGAUGCAGACGGGAGUCGAGACGGGGGAGGGGGGAGGGAGAGGAUUGGGAAUUAUGUGAUUGGAAAGGAGAUUGGGAGGGGAAGCUUUGCGACGGUUUAUAAAGGGUAUCGAAGCCGCUCGAAACAACCCAUCGCGAUCAAGGCCGUCUCUCGCUCAAAGCUGACCGCAAAGUUGCUCGAGAACCUCGAAGGCGAGAUUUCAAUCUUGAAGGCGAUCAGUCAUCGGCACGUCGUCGAAUUGGAGGAUUGUAUCAAGAACGAUCAUCACAUCUACUUGAUCAUGGCGUUUAGUUCCGGAGGAGACCUCUCGAUCUAUAUCAAGAAACGAGGUCGAUUGCCGACGCUCGAUUUCCCGCGCUUAUUGCCUGAUGGGACCAAGGGGGAGAUGGGGUACUGGCCUCAUCCAGAUGAAGGAGGACUGGAUGCGGCGGUGACGAGGUGUUUCUUGGGUCAAUUAACCGAAGCGAUCAAUUUCUUGAGAGCUAGGAAUCUCAUUCAUCGGGAUAUCAAGCCGCAGAAUCUCUUGCUCCACCCCCCGACCGACGAGGAAUACGCUCAAGGUCAUCCCUAUGGCAUUCCCGUGCUCAAGGUCGCUGACUUUGGGUUCGCGAGGAUCCUUCCAGCAGCGACCAUGGCCGAGACCCUCUGUGGAUCGCCCUUGUACAUGGCUCCCGAGAUCCUCAGGUACGAAAAGUACGAUGCCAAGGUCGACCUCUGGUCCAUCGGGGCGGUUCUGUUUGAAAUGGCUGUAGGGAAGCCACCUUUCCGGGCGCAAAACCACGUCGAGCUUUUGAGACGGAUCGAGAAGGGAGAGGACCGGAUCAAGUUUCCCGACGAGAGGCUACCGAACGAAUUGAAACAGGGAGAGGCGAUCGGGCCGCCUGUGGAUGGGGACAUCAAGGACUUGAUCAGGAGAUUGCUCAAGAAGAAUCCGGAAAAUAGGAUGCCUUUCGGAGAUUUGUUCGCCAGUCGGGUGUGGGAAGGGUACUUGACGACCGCAGCCGCGACCUCGGCAACCAGUCGGGAAGAGGCUGAAGCGACGGCUCCUCUCACACGGCAAGAUUCUAGAUCAAGGCGGAGGUCUGCCGAUCUCGCCCCUUCACGAGAUCGUCGUCGACCGUCAGAACCCCGGUAUUAUGUCGCUUCGGAUGUGUCUCCACCGAUCCAGAUACCGGAACAACCCACCUCGCGAGCAAGACAAUCGUCUGGAGGGGAUCUGGUUCGACCGACCGACAUCUCUCCUCCUGCUGCACCGCAACCAGCUCGCGCUCAGCCCGUUACCAUCGGUGCCCCUCAGUCGGAUCAAGGCGCGGCUAUGGUCAGACGGCCGUCCAGUUCGUCAGCUCGGAGGUAUAGCACGCUCGGCCGGGGCAACUCAUACAGACCACCCGAACGGACCACCCCAGACUCGGUUUCUCCGGUCAGUCAGGAAGUUGCGAUCGCUCCCGCUUCCGAUCGACCGCCAAGUAGGGCUUCUAUCGAUCGGCCCAGCGAUGCGGCAAGACCGGCCAGCGCCCACGGGAAUAUGCAAGAGUCUGAAUAUGUGGUCGUCGAGAAGAAGACGGUUGAGGUCAAUGCCUUGGCGGAUGAACUCGAUGCCGCGGCCAAGCGGCCUGAUGGACUGGUUCGCCGGAGAAGCUCUCGAGGCGGCGUCCUCGGUCGGCCCGUUUCGGCAUUGACGAGUUUCGCGUCUCAAGGUGGUCUAGGAUCUUCGCCGACAUCUUACUCGCCACCGUUUGCGCUCUCGACGACGCCGCCUUUUGCUCUUCCCCCAGGGUCCCAUCAUCGUGCGCCAUCGUUGCAAUCGCUAUCAUCGUCACCUAAUAUCCCCACUCGAUCGCGACCGAUGCUCGUGCCGAGCCCCACAAGCAAUGCCGUGACGACCUAUGGAGGCGGAAUGACCUACCAUCAGACAGCUCAUGAGGCGGUCUUUGCCGAGUCGCCUCCACCCGGAUCGUCAGCUUGGGCUAGAGCGAUGGGUAUCGCCGGAAUGAAACUCUUAGGUAGCCCUGUCAACGCGCUCGGCCAUCUGUCGAGACGCCCAUGGCGCCAGACUAGGCUGUCCUUGACGUACAAGGAAGAAGACCCGGCAGAAGAGCUUCUGAUGGGCAAACUCGAAGAUCUGGCCCAGAAAGCCCACGCUCUAUACGAGUUUGCAGAUUCGAAGCUGGCGCAGUGCAUGUUUCCGCCCAAGAUGUCGCCUUCGGGAGCGCUGUCGGGAGGUCCGGGAUUAGGCCUCUCGCCCAACUCUCACUCGUACUUUAACAACAAUCAGCACUCUGCGAUGAGUCGGCGCCGUUCGUCUUCUGCCUCGACCUCGUCGACCGAUAUCAAUAUCGCCAGGAUGGAGACGAUGUGUGCCGAAGCCACGGUGCUCUACCUGAAAUCGCUGGCUUUCCUGCAGAAUGGGGUUGAACAAGCCAAGCAGCAUUGGGACAGGCAGGCAGCUGCACACGACGUAGUCAAGACUAGUGUCGAGUUUAACGAGACCAUUCAAUGGUUCCGCCAUCGUUUCAACGACUGCUUUGACAAGGCAGAGUGGACCAAGUCUCGCUCGCCGGAAGAAAUGCCGGAAUCAGCUUCGUAUGCAGAGAAGCUAAUCUAUGACAAGGCUAUCGAGCUGUCACGAGCGGCAGCCGUAACCGAGCUGGUCGGUGAAGACCUCUUCUCCGCAGAGAACGCAUACGAGACGGCCCUCUGGCUGCUGUACGCCAUUGUGGAUCCACUCUUGCACGAUGGUUUGGAGAUUGGUGAUGCAGACCGACAUAUGGUUGAGAAUGUGAUCACCUCGAUAAGAACCCGUCUAGAUGCUUUGAAAAGAAAGCUCCUACAAGCGCACCAAGCUAUGCCAGCCAAUUAGUAAGGUCGCCUUGCAGAACAUGUAAAAACAGUCCUGGACCGCAUAGAGAGAACGAAAUUACGUCAAGCAAAUCAUUGUAAGAAUCCCC